GCUGCCCCCGUCCGGCCCACGCCCAGAGGCCGCCCCGGAGGCCUCUGCCAAACGCCAGUCACUUUGAUUCAACUUCGAUGGGUUUCUCGCAAAUGGCAACAUUUCGAUGGUGAGGGGCGAGAGGAAACGAGCAGCAGCAGUCCGGCUGAUUUGAUCUCCAGUGGGAUCGAUUCAGUGAGCCGCAAGAAGCGGGUCUGAGUUUUCAACCCAGGUCUGAACAAAAUUAAGAAGGAGCUUCUACAAUCACAGCAGAUGAAGAUCCACUGGUAAAUCGAUCAGGAUUUUUGGCCUGCCCUCCAAAGAAAAGGAGCGGAAAGAAUGUCGGAGCGGGCCGCGGAUGACGUCAGGGGGGAGCCGCGCCGAGCGGCGGCGGCGGGCGGAGCAGCGGCCGCGGCUGCCCGGCAGCAGCAGCAGCAGCAACAGCAGGCUCCGCAGCCCCAGCGGCAGCCGCCGCCGCUGCCGCGGCGCCUACGGCCGGAGGACGGCGGCCCCGGGGCCGCCUCCACCUCGGCCGCCACCGCAAUGGCGACCGUCGGGGAGCGCCGGCCCCUGCCCAGUCCCGAAGCGAUGCUGGGACAGUCGUGGAAUCUGUGGGUCGAGGCUUCCAAACUUCCUGGGAAAGAGGGGACGGAAUUGGACGAAAGUUUCAAGGAGUUUGGGAAAAACCGCGAAGUCAUGGGGCUCUGUCGCGAAGACAUGCCAAUAUUUGGUCUCUGUCCAGCCCACGAUGAUUUCUACUUGGUGGUGUGUAACGACUGUAAUCAGGUUGUCAAACCGCAGGCAUUUCAGUCACAUUAUGAAAGAAGACAUAGCUCAUCCAGCAAGCCUUCUUUGGCCGUUCCUCCCACUUCAGUAUUUUCCUUCUUCCCUUCUCUGUCCAAAAGCAAAGGAGGCAGUGGAAGUGGAAGCAGCCGUUCUUCCAGUGGAGGUGUUCUAAGUGCAUCCUCGUUAAGUUCCAAGUUGUUGAAAUCGCCCAAAGAGAAACUGCAGCUCAGGGGGAACAGGCCAAUGCAUCCCAUUCAGCAAAAUAGAGUCCCCCAUGGUAGAAUCAUGACGCCCUCUGUCAAAGUGGAAAAGAUUCCUCCGAAGAUGGACGGCACACUACUGAAAUCUGCGGUAGGGCCAGCCUGUCCUGCUGCUGUGAGUUCCUCAGUCAAGCCUGGCCUUAACUGCCCCUCAAUACCAAAGCCAACCUUGCCUUCACCUGGACAGAUUCUGAAUGGCAAAGGGCUUACUGCACCGCCUACGCUGGAAAAGAAGUCAGAAGAUAACUCCAAUAACAGGAAAUUUUUAAAUAAGAGAUUAUCAGAAAGGGAGUUUGAUCCUGACAUCCACUGUGGGGUCAUCGAUCUCGACACCAAGAAGCCCUGCACCCGGUCUUUGACAUGCAAGACACAUUCCUUAACCCAGCGGAGGGCUGUCCAGGGUAGAAGAAAACGAUUUGAUGUGUUGUUAGCCGAGCACAAAAACAAAACCAGGGAAAAGGAAUUGAUUCGCCAUCCGGACUCUCAGCAACCAACGCAGCCUCUCAGGGACCCGUAUCCCACUCCUCCUAGAACUUCACAGGAGCCACACCAAAACUCUCACGGAGUGAUUCCUUCCGAAUCAAAGCCUUUCGUAGCUAGUAAACCUAAACCUCACACCCCCAGUCUUCCAAGGCCUCCAGGCUGCCCUGCUCAGCAAGGUGGGAGUGCCCCCAUUGACCCUCCUCCAGUCCAUGAAUCUCCACACCCUCCCCUGCCUGCCACUGAGCCAGCUUCUCGGUUAUCCAGUGAGGAGGGAGAAGGCGAUGACAAAGAAGAGUCUGUUGAAAAACUGGACUGUCAUUAUUCAGGUCAUCAUCCUCAGCCAGCAUCUUUUUGCACAUUCGGGAGCCGGCAGAUUGGAAGAGGCUAUUACGUGUUUGACUCCAGGUGGAACCGGCUUCGCUGCGCCCUCAACCUCAUGGUGGAGAAGCAUCUGAACGCGCAGCUAUGGAAGAAGAUCCCGCCAGUGCCCAGUACCGCAUCGCCCGUCUCCACACGUGUUCCUCACCGGACAAACUCUGUGCCGACGUCACACUGUGGGGUCAGCUACCUGGCGGCAGCCACCGUGUCUCCCUCCCCUGUCCCGCUCUCGUCCUCCUGCAUCUCCCCCAGUAGCAAGUCGGUACCAGCUCAUGGAACCACACUGAACGCACAGCCCGCCGCCUCCGGGGCCGUGGAUCCCGUGUGCAGUAUGCAGUCCAGACAGGUGUCCUCUUCUUCGUCCUCCCCCUCCACGCCCUCCGGCCUGUCCUCCGUGCCCUCCUCCCCUAUGGCCAGGAAACCUCAGAAGUUGAAAUCUAGCAAGUCUUUAAGGCCGAAGGAGUCUUCUGGUAACAGCACUAACUGUCACCACGCGAGUAGCAGUGCCGGCAGCGGCGGCUCAGGAAAGAAACGCAAAAACACUUCCCCGCUGUUAGUCCCUUCCUCGUCCUCGUCCUCGUCUUCCUCCUCGUCUUCUUCUCAUUCCAUGGAGUCUUUUAGGAAAAACUGUGUGGCUCACCCCGGGCCUCCCCACCCCGCGGUGGUCGCCUCUCCCCACGGCGUCGGCCUCAACUGUGUGGCCGGCAAAGCGAACUCGGUGAGCGGCCGGCACGAGCAGCCCGGGCGGGGCGCCCCCGGCGGGAGCCCCGGUGAGUCCAUCAAGAGGAUGAGCGUGAUGGUGAACAGCGGCGACUCCACACUCUCCCUCGGCCCCUUCGUGCACCAGGCCAGUGAGCUGCCCGUCGGCUCUCACGGCGCCUGCCCCCACCCGCACACUCCUCUGGACAAGCUCCUAGGCAAGAAAAGAAAGUGCUCGCCGGGCUCGAGCGGCAUCAACAGCAGCAGCGGCAGGCCCACCAAGGUGGCUAAACUGCCGGCCGUGAACAAUGUCCACGUGAAGCAUGCGGGCCCCAGCCCGGGGCCGCCAGGACUGGCAAACAGCUCCCUCCUGCAUCAGCAGGAUACCUCCUGUCCUUGCUUACAAGCAGGAAUUUCCGCGGUGUCACCCCUAGAGCCCUACUUUAAAAUGGGGGGCCCAUGGCUACAGAUCAGAGGAUGGAUGAACCCCCAAGAUGUUGCGUAUUUUUACAUCUGUGAUCAUUUAUCUGCAAGAGGGAUCCUGUAGCUUUCUUCAGACUAUCAAAGGGACCCAUGACUCGAAAAUGCUGUAAAGAACGCUGCUUCUUAGACUAGUAGGGACCUGAGCUCGCUGUUGUCCGCGGAGCUGAUUUUAAAGCAGAGAUAACUGAACUGGUUGGAAUCCCCUCAACAACGGAAUCAGUGGGACCUGCUGGGGAGCCUAGGAGAUGGGGCUGGGUGCGAGCCCAGCCCCCGAGUUGAUUCGUGGGCUCUGCCACCAAGGACCUAAAAAUAGCUCACUGUGGGACUGUGAAGGCCAGAAUACCCUCUCCCUGCCUCAGCAUGGCCUUGGGCGUGAGUUUUCACACCUGUGUGGUGGCCCAUUUGACCUUGUUCACGUCUCAGUUGACAACCUGGAAUACCUUCAAGGAAACUGCAUCAGUAAAUAGAACCAAAAGGCAAACGUGUGAGCCUUUUCUCUAAGCUAGAAACCCAGGCUGUGUCUCUUCUGGACAGUUUUCUAAAAGCCAGUCUUUUAUUUAGAAGGAUUGUGCCCCAGGGCACAGAAGGCUUUUGAAAGCUAAAGCCAAAUUCUAGAGCUGCCUGCUCCUGGCAUCGCCGGUUCGGUUGGAGAUGCAGUGGCCUCGGGAAUACCAUACCGUGUUUAGAAAUCAGGGCAGGGCCGUGUACAGCCGCUUACUUACCUUUCGUUGUCUCCCCACCCCCUCUUUUUUGAAAGCCAAAGGCACGUCCCUGACAGCUGAAAAUAGCACGGGGAGGAAUAAUCUGGACACUUUUGACGACAAGUUUCACCUCCACUCAGCACUCUGGACUCCACGAUGCCUUUGAGUCUGUUUUCCCAACCUCCUGUGGGCCUCGAGGGUAGAAAUCUGCUGGGCUGUUGUUUUAACGAGGAUGUCCCUGAAGCUUUGUCUGUAGCAGUGAGUACUCGUAAAGAACACUGGAUCAAGUCCAGCCACCGAAUUGCUUUUAUCAGUGUUAGAGUGGUCUGGACUACUUGCUACAAUCUGUGAGAAGUUCCUGUCUCGUUGUUGAACCUGUAGUAUUUCACGGAGCCACUCUUGGAAGAGGUUGGCUGGCGAGAGUGUCUUGGCAAGAACGUGACUGUAGACUUUUCUCCCUCCCUCCUCUCCCUGCCUAGUUCUUUCCUCACCCUGUCGUCUGUAGGUCCCUCUCCAGCAGUCAGGCACCUUAACUGGAGACACCUCCCAGGGGCGAGCAGAGCUGCACCCCAAGCAGCCCUCUGGAGAAAGGGGGUCUGCAGCUAGGUUUUUAUAGCAGGUGCCGGGAAUGGAAUAUGGACGUCAGUGAGAGGCACCAUGACAAAAGAGCCUGUGUUUUUGCCCAGCCUUUUGCAAGUAAUUUGGGAUCAGAAGCCGUCAGAAGUUUCUAAUGUACAAACUGGUUUAAAGCCAUUGAUGGCCAGAGAGCAAGUAUACACCAGUUUAGAGGCUUACUUUUCAUGGUACAAAAGCAAUGGUUGUGUGAUUUUUUUUUUUUUU
Messenger RNA from Kogia breviceps (pygmy sperm whale), 4609 nucleotides. Lineage: Eukaryota; Metazoa; Chordata; Mammalia; Artiodactyla; Physeteridae. The record is from RefSeq and is a predicted model, not a curated record.